Molecule: messenger RNA, 678 nt
Organism: Erigeron canadensis
Lineage: Eukaryota; Viridiplantae; Streptophyta; Magnoliopsida; Asterales; Asteraceae
Exons: 3
Coding region: 1-678 (225 amino acids)
Source: RefSeq, a predicted model, not a curated record
AUGUCAGAAAGAUCGUCACGUGACACCCUUAAUGCUUUUUGUGAUGGAGUCAUUAAGUUAUAUCGGCAUGAAUAUUUGCGUAGGCCAACGCGUACUGAUACGCAACGCAUUCUUGAUCAUCAUGCGUCUUAUCAUGGUUUCCCCGGCAUGUCAGGGAGUCUUGAUUGUAAACACUGGGCUUGGGAUAAUUGUCCAAUAGCUUGGCGUGGCCAGUACACGCGAGGUGACCAUCACGGGCCGACGAUAUCGCUUGAAGCAGUUGCAUCACAGGAUUGUUGGAUUUGGCACACAUACUUUGGUGUUGCCGGUUCAAACAAUGACCUUAAUGUGUUGAACCAAUCUCCUUUGUUCAAUCCUUUUGAAGACGGCAUAGCACCGUUGGUUCCUUUCACUAUAAAUGGAACCGAAUAUCAGUACCCGUAUUAUCUCGUGGAUGGGAUCUACCCAAGAUAUGAGAUGUUUGUGAAAACGAUUGCCCAUCCAACCGAUGAGAAAAGGAUUCGAUAUGCUAAGGCACAGGAGGCUGCAAGGAAGGAUGUGGAGCGAGCUUUUGGUGCCACAAUGAAAUCUCACUCUUCAAAAAUACAAGAAAUAAUUUCGGAGUUCAAUAGUGUGAAAUCUCAAAACUUUGUUUCAGCAUGCACUAGACAAACUGACAAAGUCAAAGUAGGGAAAUAG